Molecule: messenger RNA, 1625 nt
Organism: Seminavis robusta
Lineage: Eukaryota; Bacillariophyta; Bacillariophyceae; Naviculales; Naviculaceae
Source: the annotation of a GenBank genome assembly
AUGUCUGCCAUCAAGGAUACAUAUGAGCCGAAAGCGAAAAGGCAGAUGCUGACUCGUCCUGCAGAAGGGUUGUUAUUGAUGGAUAAAAAGGAUGUCUGGAUCAACGGCAUUCUGCCAUAUCUGGGUGUUGGACAGUAUGCCUUUGUCGGGGCUGUCAGCAAGAAGUUACAGCAACUCUACAAGGAGUACUGUGUUUCUGUGAAUAGUCCCAUGUAUACCACUGUCUUUAGCACUACAUGUUUAAACUUGUCCUGUGCAACAUACUGGCGCAGCUUCCCCGUGCAAAUCCGGAAACCUGAUGGUUAUCGAGUUUGCUCCACCAUUGCCAAGCUUGGAAAUCUUUCAGUCUUUCAAUGGGCUUACAAGAAAGGAUUUAUGAUGGACAAAAGCACAACCUCUGAGGCCGCCAACCAUGGGUGUCUUGAAAUUCUCAAGUUUGCCCGGGAGAAGAAGUGUCCAUGGGACGAAGACACGUGCACACAUGCCGCCAAGAAUGGACAUCUGGAAAUUCUCAAGUGGGCCCGAGAGAAUGGAUGCCCAUGGAAUAAAGAGACAUGUUCUGAGGCUGCCAAGAAUGGACAUUUGGAAAUUCUCAAAUGGGCACGAGAGAAUGGUUGCCAAUGGGACGAAUCAACAUGCACCAGUGCUGCCUCUGGAGGGCACUUGGGAAUUCUCAAAUGGGCACGAGAGAAUGGAUGCCCAUGGAAUGAACAGACAUGUGCUCAUGCUGCUUCUGGAGGCCAUUUUGAAAUUCUGAAGUGGGCGCGCGAGAAUGAUUGCCCAUGGAGUGCAAGCACAUGUUCCAAUGCUGCUUCUGGGGGGCACUUUCAGAUUCUCCAAUGGGCAAAAGAAAAUGGUUGCCCCUGGGAUGAAAGGACAUGCUCUGAGGCAUCUGCAGGUGGGUACCUUGAAAUUCUCAAAUGGGCUAGAGAGAAUGGUUGUGCAUGGGACGGAGGGACAUGUAGUGGUGCUGCUCUUGGUGGGUACCUUGCAAUUCUCAAAUGGGCUAGAGAGAAUGGUUGUGCAUGGGAUGAAGUGACAUGCAGUAGCGCUGCUCUUGAAGGGAAUUUUGACAUUCUCAAAUGGGCACGAGAAAAUGGUUGUGCAUGGGAUGAACAGACUUGCUCCCAUGCUGCUUGGGGUGGUCAUUUUGGAAUUCUGAAGUGGGCUCGAGAGAACGGAUGCCCAUGGAAUGAACAGACAUGUGCUCAUGCUGCUUCUGGAGGCCAUUUUGAAAUUCUGAAGUGGGCACGUGAGAAUAAUUGCCCAUGGAAUGAAGACACCUGCUCUGGGGCUGCCAACAAUGGUCAUUUGGAGAUUCUCAAAUGGGCCUGAGAUAAUGGAUGUCCGCAGAGAGAUAUUGGGCCCUACAUGUACAUUCUUAUUUAACAAAAGCAAUCACGUCCAAAAAGUUGUUGGUAGAAAUUUUAUCCAGAACAUGCUCAGGGCCUAGCCUGAGGAGAAACAAGGGCAUGGAGAAGGCCACCUCUACUAGUCUAGCUACUAGCUAGUAGAUGGCUACGGUAGCCUACUGCUGUAGCUAGCAAUGUGGUUCUGUAAUACUACAGUACAAGUAAGUAAGCAAACCACAGCAGCUUUCAGGAAGAUGGGGAUCCCCAUGUGCG